Molecule: messenger RNA, 2790 nt
Organism: Erpetoichthys calabaricus (reedfish)
Lineage: Eukaryota; Metazoa; Chordata; Cladistia; Polypteriformes; Polypteridae
Gene: ptp4a1
Product: protein tyrosine phosphatase 4A1
Exons: 6
Coding region: 644-1165 (173 amino acids)
Biological process (GO): protein dephosphorylation
Cellular component (GO): nucleus
Molecular function (GO): protein tyrosine/serine/threonine phosphatase activity
Source: RefSeq, a predicted model, not a curated record
GGGGCGGAGCCAAUGGAGACAGGGAGCCUCUUGAUCGUCGACUGCGGAGCAGAGCCUCAGUAGCAGACGCUGACGCUGUAUGGUGCAAAACCAUAGUGUCUUUUUUGUUCUUCUUAGGGACCGGCUUUAUGAUUAAGCUACAAUCUUCAAUGAGUAAGCAUAUCCCUCAGUUCUGUGGUGUUCUUGGUCACACAUUUAUGGAGUUUCUGAAGGGCAGUGGGGACUACUGCCAGGCACAGCACGACGUCUAUGCAGACAAGUGAACUGUAGAAAUUUAUUACUACUCCACGAAGAAACCCCCUUAGGAGCAGAGUACCUGCGGUACUAAUAACCUGGAUAAGCAUCGUUGAAUUCCGAAACUGGCAGAGCACUUAUCUUUAACUGAGAAGAUCAAACCUGGAUGGGGUAAUCUUCAGUGCACUGUCCUAUUUGUUGGCCUCAGUAUUACUGGAAUUAAGAAGGAUUGCUGCUUUUACCGAGAGGUUCAUCCAAUCCCUUCAUUUUUUUCCUCAUAUUUCCAAGCACUGAAAUCACGUGGAGUAUAGUGAAACUUUCCUCCCCAUAUUUACAUUUGUUUGUAUUUGGUAUUUUUAAACAUUUUGUUUAGUCUAUUUGUAAUUUAAAAAAAAAAAAACUUUUAAUAAUGGCCCGAAUGAAUCGCCCAGCCCCUGUGGAGAUCACCUACAAGAACAUGAGAUUCCUCAUCACCCACAACCCCACCAAUGCAACCCUAAACAAAUUCAUAGAGGAGUUAAAAAAGUAUGGAGUUACUACAGUGGUGAGGGUUUGUGAAGCCACUUACGAUACAUCCUUGGUUGAAAAAGAAGGUAUUCAGGUUCUGGACUGGCCUUUUGAUGAUGGUGCUCCACCUUCAAACCAGAUUGUCGAUGACUGGCUGAACCUCUUGAAAAAUAAGUUCCGUGAGGAGCCUGGCUGUUGCAUUGCUGUUCAUUGUGUGGCAGGACUUGGAAGAGCACCUGUCUUGGUUGCCCUUGCACUGAUUGAGUGUGGAAUGAAGUAUGAGGAUGCCGUUCAGUUCAUAAGACAGAAACGUCGUGGAGCAUUCAAUAGCAAGCAGCUCCUUUACUUGGAGAAAUACCGCCCAAAGAUGCGUCUGCGCUUCAAAGAUUCCAAUGGUCACCGGAACAACUGCUGCAUCCAGUAGACAUCCUUUUCACCAUGCACAGGAAGUGAAGAUAAUGGCGUUGUGACGUGGCCAUAUCUAAUGUAGUUAAUGUGCUUUUUUAUAUAUAUAUAUAGUUACAUUAUCUUUUUCAUAAUUGUCAUUAGGUGCUUCCAUUUGAGAUGCAAGGAUACAUGUGUGGCAAAAGGCUUUUGCUGCCUUGUUCUCUACGUUGAGCAUUAGCCAUCUCACUUUAUGGUUUAAGUUGCUGCUGUAUUUUUUUUUUUUUGCACAGUGUAAAAAAGGACCUUACCCUUGCUGAAAUCCAGUUUGGUGUUUCCAAAUGAAUCAUGCAUUGCAGUGUAACAGUACAUCUUGCAAUUUAAUUUGACGUGCAGGGCAUUAGGUGCCAAAGUUCUGUAUCUUACACUUCGUUUUAAAUUGUUCAAGUUCUUGCUAAAUUUGACACAUUGUUAAAUCAUAUUUGAGAAUGAAUAGUCUGGGACUGUCAGAUUGGCGCCUGGAAGGAAAUUAGUCUGCGUAGUACACUGGUGUACACUGAAGAGGUUUAUAACAAGGGUUGGGAGGAUGUCUGCACAGACGGUCACUUUGUUGUGUGUUCACACACCAUUCAUGCACCAUUUCUUUUUCAACUGCCUUUUUUUUUUCCCCCCCAAAACCAGCCAUAUUAAGUUUAUUCAUUUUCACCAAAACUAAAUGGAGCCGUAACUUUGUCGACUGUAUCAAAGCACAUGAUUUUCUUUUUUCCCUCUUUUUUUUUUUCUUGAACUUCUAUAUAAAGGCCUUACAUUGCACUCUUGGGUGCACCUUGACAGGGGGGCCUAUUAUAUAUACGGUUGGGAAGGGCUGUUUAAAAAAAAUUUGUAUUGGGGAGGGAAACUAUAUUGCCUUUGUCUUGUGCAGGAAAUAUUAGAAGUGUCCCCUUUUUUUUUUUUUUUUUUUUUUUUAAUAUUACAGAUGCUUUGUUGUAGCUAAGAUUCUUAUUGUAUAAUGAACAUAUGGACUUGUAAUUUUUCUUUUAAUGUAUGUAUUGGAACUUUGUUUACCAACUACUGCUUUGUCUAAAAUGUGAUUUCUUUAGUUUUGGCUUCAAUCUGUAGACUUGAAUGUCUGCAAUAUUUUGUAUGCCUUUUUAUUUGAUCUGCAUAACUUGGAUACUUGAUAAUUUAUGUAUUUGAAAUGGUGACGUGUAUUAAUGUUAGAUCAAAAUAUUUAUACUGUCUAUGGGAACGUGUGGUAUAGUUCUGUGGGAGAAAUUAUUUGCCAGUGUUCACCAGCUUGUUCUAGCGAAAGCUUGUACAUCUAAAUAAACACUGAAAGAGCCGUUGGUUCCUGUUCGACUUUCUCCUCUUCUCCACCCCUCAUCUCUAUCUUUGUCAAUCCUCCACCCCUGUUUCUUCUUGAAACAUUUGUUGGGAUUAAGAGAUUAGUAUCUGAAUGCAUAAUGUCUUUUGAAUCUGAGUGUUUACACAAUCAUGCGUAUACAGUGCAGUGAGUGAUCUGCGUCAAUUUUUCUGUUUAAUUGUGUAACUUCAGUGACAUUGGUCAAACAUUUCUGUGAUUUGUACUAGUCUGUAUAAAGAGGAGUGUCAAAAGUUGGUUUGGGCUGUCAUUUGAGCCAAUAAUUAAAAUUUCUGUUUGAAACA